Molecule: messenger RNA, 1216 nt
Organism: Oryza sativa Japonica Group (Japanese rice)
Lineage: Eukaryota; Viridiplantae; Streptophyta; Magnoliopsida; Poales; Poaceae
Product: DNA-3-methyladenine glycosylase
Biological process (GO): base-excision repair
Molecular function (GO): alkylbase DNA N-glycosylase activity; DNA binding
Source: RefSeq, a predicted model, not a curated record
UCAGUAGUACUCGUAGUGUAUUGCCAAUCCAUCGAUGAAAUCCCUUCCUUCCAUCUGCACCGUCCAUCCCCACGCACACACCCCCACGCCACCGCCGCCGCCGGUCGCCGGAGGGAGCCGGCCAUCUCCGAUGACCACCACCACCACCUCCGGGGCGCCCACGCCCCCACGCUUCAAGCGAUCCCCCCACAGGAAGAAGCGGCAGCCCCGUACCCGCCGCGUCGCCGCCGGAGAGACCAUCGCCGCGGGGAAACCACCGCACCCGGCGUGUACGGCGGUGUCGUUGCAGUCGCCGUUUGGGCCCGCAUUGCCGCGCGAUUUCUUCGAGGUGGACGCGCUUGACCUCGCCCCACGCCUCCUCGGCAAGCUGCUGCGCCGCGACGAAGUCGUCCUCCGCAUCACCGAGGUGGAGGCUUACAGGCCAAAUGACUCCGCGUGCCACGGCCGGUUCGGCAUCACGGCGAGGACUGCUCCUGUGUUUGGAUCAGGAGGGCAUGCGUAUGUUUACCUGUGCUAUGGACUGCACAUGAUGCUCAAUGUCGUCGCUGACAAGGAGGGAGUUGGAGCUGCUGUUCUGAUUCGGUCAUGUGCUCCCGUUAGUGGGCUGGCAACUAUUCAGCAGCGUCGAGGCCAGCAGACUGAUAAGCCACUUCUACUCACUGGACCAGGAAAGGUUGGUCAAGCUCUGGGGCUUUCCACUGACUGGUCCAACCAUCCUCUGUACACACCUGGUGGGUUGGAGGUACUAGACGGGCCAGAACCGGAGAACAUUUUGGUUGGCCCCCGUGUAGGCAUCGAAUACGCAUCGCCGGAGCAUGUUGCUGCACCAUGGAGGUUCGCCGUCGCAGGGACGCCAUGGAUUAGUGCCCCCAAGAACACUCUCAGACCAAGGUGAGGGCUUGGAGGCUGGACUGCUGGAGGCCUUGGAGGCUGGAGCUUAGUACCAAAGUAAAUGGAUGUUUGAUGUUUUUGUCUUUUGCUAGAGGUGAAGGGUAGCUGCUGCUUGUCCACAUUAUAGUGCGCCAUGUUUGAUGUUCAGAAACUCUUAGUUUCAUCGACACGGCAGUGUCGGAUAGAGAUGCAACUAUGAAGUCAAAUCCACCUGUGUACAUGACUUUUGCUUUAGUAGGCCACAUUGUCCGGCCAAAAAGAAAAGGCAAAAUCAGCAGUCCAUUGUGCAAGUAUAGUAAUGAAACAUUAGAGAGCCUAGUGUGCA